AUGAUAGAAAAUAAUGAAAGCCACCCUGCAGAAUUCUUUCUAUUAGGCUUUGCUGAUCAUCCUUGGCUGGAAUUUCCUCUAUUCGUUAUUCUUCUGAUAACAUACCCCUUGGCCAUGAUGGGAAACAUCGCCAUCAUUCUGGUGUCCAGGUUAGAUCCCCGGCUCCACAGCCCCAUGUAUUUCUUCCUCACCAACCUCUCCUUUCUGGACAUGUGUUACACCACCAGCAUUGUCCCUCAGAUGCUGUUCAACCUGGGGAGCUCUAAAAAGACCAUCAGCUACAUGGGGUGCGUGGUUCAGCUUUAUGUCUUCCACUUGAUGGGGGGCACAGAAUGUCUGCUCCUGGGUCUUAUGUCUUUUGAUCGCUACAUGGCCAUCUGCAGACCUCUGCACUACACCCUCAUCAUGAACCAGCGCCUCUGCAUCCUGUUAGUGUGCACUGUGUGGCUGUGUGGCAUUACCUAUGCUGUGUCAGAGGCCACAGUUACACUACAGUUGCCAUUUUGUGGCACCAAUCAACUGGAUCAUUUGUUGUGUGAGAUCCCAGUCCUGAUCAAGACUGCCUGUGGUGAGAAGGAGGCCAAUGAGCUCACCCUCUCUGUGGUAUGCAUUUUUAUGCUAGCCGUUCCUCUAUGCCUAAUUCUUGCUUCCUAUGCUAGUAUUGGACAUGCUGUGCUUAAUAUCAAAUCUUCUGAGGGAAGAAAAAAAGCAUUUGGGACAUGCUCCUCUCAUCUCAUUGUCGUUUUGUUAUUUUAUGGUCCAGCCAUUAGCAUGUACCUUCAGCCUCCCUCCUCCAUCACAAGGGAGCAGCCCAAGUUCAUGGCUCUCUUCUAUGGAGUGGUGACUCCUACCCUCAACCCCUUCAUCUACACCCUGAGGAAUAAGGAUGUGAAGGGGGCGUUAAUUAAGCUAGUGAGCACCAUUUUGCAUUCCAAGUAG
Molecule: messenger RNA, 939 nt
Organism: Dipodomys spectabilis (banner-tailed kangaroo rat)
Lineage: Eukaryota; Metazoa; Chordata; Mammalia; Rodentia; Heteromyidae
Product: olfactory receptor 2B11-like
Exons: 1
Coding region: 1-939 (312 amino acids)
Biological process (GO): G protein-coupled receptor signaling pathway
Cellular component (GO): membrane
Molecular function (GO): olfactory receptor activity; G protein-coupled receptor activity
Source: RefSeq, a predicted model, not a curated record